CUGUCUGCUUCGUCAUUAUCCUCACCUCGCCCUCAUAGGGAACAGAAUCUAAGUAUGCGAUUCUUUUCGAUCAUUGUGCUGCUCCUGAUUGUUUUCGAGCUCAGCUUCUCUCAACGCGUGUUCGAUAUGAUGGAUGAUCGAAGCAAUACUUACGUUGCCCUUCCAAGAGAAGCGUAUCCUUUCCGUCGGAAGAUGUUUCCGAACCCGUAUCGAGCUGUUGAUGACCGAUGGAAAAAAAAUGAAAACUUUGAAUGA
Auanema sp. JU1783 is the source of this 255-nucleotide messenger RNA. The record is from the annotation of a GenBank genome assembly. Lineage: Eukaryota; Metazoa; Nematoda; Chromadorea; Rhabditida; Rhabditidae.